Molecule: messenger RNA, 2183 nt
Organism: Varroa destructor (honeybee mite)
Lineage: Eukaryota; Metazoa; Arthropoda; Arachnida; Mesostigmata; Varroidae
Source: RefSeq, a predicted model, not a curated record
CACGUCGCGAGAAAGAGCAAAGGUAAACAGCGAUGCUGCUCAUUGCCGCCUUCUUGAUUAUAAGAAGUCUUAGCUGUGCGGACAGUCACUCGGUGGCGACAGGGGCCCCGAGGACGUCCGAACUCAAUAUUGAACGACUAUCUAGCAUCGUCAACGAACUUCUAAAUUCAACUACAGAUGAUCUCGAUCCAUCACUUAUUUUGCAAAAUUUUGUCAAGCAUCCACUUCUCAUCAGCAAUUUCACUGUUCCUGUUGCAAGCGUUCAAAUACAAUGCUUUGGAGUACUUGUUCACGGGCUUAAUACAGUACAGAUUCAUGAGGCAAUGGCGAAUAUCUCUGGUCAAUUUUUAACCUUUUCCCUCUUAGUCCCAUUUGUGCAGCUAACUGGACAGCAGCGCACAUCUGGGUACGUGUCAUUUGUUCCUGUUGACACUGGCGGAAAUCUCCAAUUAAAUGUGACGGAUGUUGCCAUCACAGGUAACGCUUCUCUGAAGAAUUCGCCACAAAGUUUACACGUGGGAGCUAUACAUGCACAGUUGGAGGUUGGCGAUGUAUCUCUUGGCAUGGACGGGUUAUCUGAGCUGACAGCAAGUCUGUUCAAUUUUGUUGGUAAAGAAAUCUUUGACUAUACAAAGCAUUCGAUGCUCGAUGAUUUUCAGCAGGCUAUGACCAGAUAUGCAAAUGAAGAGAUCCUCGGUAAAAUUCCUGUAAAUCUAUCAAGAUUCGAACAUGACAAGCAACUCAUCGACUCGAUUGUGGCACAAACCUGCUAUAUGCUUGUGGCUAGAAGCCAUGAUCCUCAAAAGUUAAAACCAUACCAGGCAUCUGUGGACCGUAUGUUUAUACAAGGGGAAGUGCUCGUCACCAACGCCACCUUAUCAGGCCUGGCAACUCUCCGUCGCACAGGAGAUGUCCUUGUACUCUAUUCAAACCGUACGCUGAUCUUAGAGGCGAAUUUUGGUUUCGCUAACCUCAGCACUACAUUUGCAUGGACAACAAAAUUACUUGGUAUCGGACCAAAGGGAUUCGCCGAACUUACAGUUAGUGAUACCAAUAUGAAUAUGAGGCUCCUUUUACCCUUGCGUCGUGAUGCUAAGCUGCAGGUAGAUCAUGUUGAAUUUUCACGCAUCGGUCACGUGGUCGCCGAUAUCCAGAUUUGACCCACGGUAAAUGGAACGGCACGGAUCCUUUACGAGAAGCUUAGAUAAAUGCCUUAUGCCAUCAAAGCAGAAGCUCUCUUAGGACGAUAAAGCGAAGAGGCUUUGUGGGUGUCAUUUGCUCUCGAGUUUCCGUAAGUACGAAACAGUAGACCGUCUUUGAUACAGCAGUGAAAAGAAACUUGAAUGCGGAAAUCAAUACGCAGAAACUUCCACUGGUUUGCUCAUGACCCAGGAGGUGUCUAUACCAUGGGUAACUGUAUGUUUGCGAAGAGCUUUUUUUAUUAGUUUAUUUGCGCACGUGAAACUUACUUUUUUUAAUAGUAAUUCUAAUGUGCACUUUUUUGCUUUAUUCGCUUGUUUCAUUUAGAUGCAGCUUAUAGGCCAGCGACAUCAAGUGUGUCUGGAUUCAUUUUGUACAUAUAUAUCAACUUUUUCAAAUAUUUGCUUCAUAACUAGGUCGCCUAUGCAGGCGAAAUUAUAUUUACAAAAAUUAGCAGAGGAUACUCUUUUAUAACGAUCUUGAAAACGCUAGAUUUUUUUUUACAACAACUGUCGUUUAGAGGUUCAGAGUUUACAACUAAUUGUACAUUACUUUUUAGGCAUGCUGCGGCCUCCACCUGACUGGGCCAGCAAAGAAAUCCGACUGCCACAUGCGGGCAUACGGAAACCUCACAUCAUUUAUGCACAACCUAGAAGGAAGUAAAGUAACCGUCUGCCGCGGAAGCUAUUGUCGGACGUUUUUUUUUAAACUAAACUACUCAUCGUUCUCGUUACAGAAAGAUGUUGAAAGACUUCUUACGCCCGAAACUGGAUGGGUCUUAUUUACAAUACGUGGUUUUGACAAAACUGUGCCGAAAUUCACGGAAAGCAUUCACUAAUACCGCACUGCUCAUGCGACGCCACAUUACAACAGUUCUUCAUAUCGAUUUUUUCAAAUAGUAAAAUGGAGCUAGAUUUUUUAGAAUUGGUGAACUUCAUCCAAGUGACGUAAGGUUUUGAUACAGAGGCAAACAUUAUUGUUUC